Messenger RNA from Tetrahymena thermophila SB210, 456 nucleotides. RefSeq names its product transmembrane protein, putative. The record is from RefSeq and is a predicted model, not a curated record. The transcript is spliced from 2 exons. NCBI's taxonomy places the organism in Eukaryota, Ciliophora, Oligohymenophorea, Hymenostomatida, Tetrahymenidae.
AUAAUUUAAAAAUUGAUGCCAUUAUUUAAUGUUAAUAUAUUUAUUUUUAUGGCGAGAAUGAUGAAGAUGUUUGUAUUUCUAUAGCUUUUAUAAUGUAGAUAAAAUAAAAGAAAUUAGUCAAUUUAAUCACUUUAAAUGCAUUCUGAAAAAAAAUGCUUAUUUUUAUGUAAAUUUAUUAUGAAAUACUAAAAUUUUUAAAUAUUUAAAGCACUUUUGAGUUUGCUUUACAACCAAUUUGAUAGCUCUUAUUAAUUAUACACUUUUGAAUUAUAUAAAAAUAAUAAGCAAAAUAAAUACUUUUUGGUUAUCUGUUAAUUUUUAAUUUAUUAUAAAAAUCUUUUGUUUUUUAAUUAUAGCCAGCCCUUUUUUAUUAUUUAUUUAUUUCUUAUCGAAAUUUAUAUUUUUGUUUUCUAUUCUCAAUUUUAAAUUAUUUACAAGGAUUUUUAUGUAGUUUGA